AUCCUGCUCGGCCCCCCCACCCCCUCCUGCCCCGAUCCGCCCUCUCUGCUCCGGCGUGGAGCGAUGCUGUAGAUGCGGCAGACCGGAACCGACACUGUUUGAUAUAUACUGGAUGCAGCAGCCGAGGAGGAUAACAACAGCCUGACAGACACUGCGGAGGACAACGGUAGGCUACUUUAUUCUACAGCCGUCAAUACAGAGAGCUGGUAUGGACAAUAAGGCGUUGGAACCUGAGUCUGUGAGUGUCCACAUGGAGGAGGCCAUCAUGUGUAAUGGAGGCAGCCAGCCUCAGCAGCAGCAAGAAGCAUCCAUGUUGACCCACCUGAAGAAGGUUGAGAACCAGAUCACUGAAGCACAGCGUUUCUCCCACCUACCCAAGCGCUCAGCCGUGGACCUGGAGUUCAACGACCUUUCCUACACCAUCCAGGAGGGGCCGUGCUGGAGGAGAAGAGGUUUCAAAGCCUUGCUGAAGUGCCUGUCUGGAAAGUUCUGCAGUCGGGAGCUGAUAGGAAUCAUGGGGCCCUCCGGAGCCGGAAAGUCCACCUUGAUGAACAUUCUGGCUGGAUACAGGGAAACAGGAAUGAAGGGUCAAAUCCUGGUAAAUGGGAAACCCAGGGACCUGAGGAAAUUCAGGAAAAUGUCCUGCUACAUCAUGCAGGAAGACAUGCUGCUGCCACACCUCACUGCACGAGAGGCCAUGAUGGUUUCAGCCAACUUAAAGCUGAAUGAAACUAUGGAUGUGAAGAAAGAACUGGUGAAUCAGAUUCUGACUGCAUUAGGGCUCCUUGGCUGUGCUCACACUCGUACCAGCUCGCUGUCCGGUGGUCAGUGUAAACGGCUGGCCAUCGCCCUGGAACUGGUCAACAAUCCUCCAGUCAUGUUCUUUGAUGAGCCCACCAGUGGCUUAGACAGUGCGUCAUGCUACCAGGUGGUCUCACUAAUGCGCUCUCUGGCGCUGGGAGGACGGACCAUCAUCUGCACCAUCCACCAACCUAGUGCCAAACUGUUUGAGAUGUUUGACAAGCUUUACAUUCUGAGUCAGGGACAGUGUAUCUACAAAGGCACAGUCCCAUACCUCAUCCCCUAUCUGAAGACUCUGGGCCUUUAUUGCCCAACCUACCACAACCCUGCAGACUUCAUCAUUGAAGUUGCAUCAGGAGAGUAUGGAGACUUAAACCCUGUGCUGUUUGAGGCAGUCCAAGGUGGAAUGUGUGCAUUAGAGGAGAAGAAGAACCAAUGUGAUAACAAUGGCCAGUCAGUCUGUGCAACAAAGUGCCCAAUGGAUGCCGGACACAUAGAGAGACAUACUUUUGCCACAAGCACACUAACACAGUUAUGUAUUCUCUUCAAGAGAACCUUCAUAACUAUAUGUCGAGACCAGGUUUUGACCCACCUCAGACUGAUAUCCCACAUCGCCAUAGGUGUGUUAAUAGGCUUGCUCUAUCUGAACAUCGGCAAUGAUGCCAGCAAGGUCUUCAACAACACUGGGUUCCUCUUCUUCUCGAUGCUCUUUCUCAUGUUUGGAGCGCUCAUGCCAACCGUGUUAACCUUUCCUCUGGAGAUGAAUGUGUUCCUGAGGGAACAUCUGAACUACUGGUACAGCCUGAAAGCCUACUACCUGGCCAAGACCAUGGCUGAUAUCCCAUUCCAGGUGAUCUGCCCCAUCAUGUACUGCAGCAUCGUGUACUGGAUGACGGAGCAGCCUCCUGAGGCCAGCCGCUACCUACUCUUCAUAGCCUUGUCCACCUCUACCGCCCUGGUAGCCCAGUCCCUCGGCCUUCUGGUUGGGGCUGCCUCCAGCUCACUACAGGUAGCCACAUUUGUCGGACCUGUCACAGCUAUCCCAGUGCUGCUUUUCUCUGGGUUCUUUGUGAACUUCGACACAAUCCCCAAGUAUCUGCAGUGGAGUUCCUAUGUGUCUUAUGUCAGGUAUGGCUUCGAAGGGGUGAUCCUGUCCAUCUACGGGAUGAACCGUUCAGAGCUGGAGUGUCCAGGAAAGGUGUGUAAGUUCCAAAAGCCCGAAGAGGUUCUGCAGUUAUUGGAUGUGGAAGACGCAAAGCUCUACAUAGAUUUCAUUGUCCUGGGCAUUUUCUUCAUCAUUCUACGGCUGGCCACCUACCUUGUCCUCCGCUACAAGGUAAAGUCCGAGCGAUAGGUUUCGCUUGGCUCCCCUUCGAAAUCUCAAGGCCCUCCCUAAUGUCAUCCCAGACCUCUGGUCUCUUUUCUGUGCACAGAAAACAACCUCUCAUGUGGGAAUUUGUUUCGUUUCAUUGUACGCAUUGCUGCUUAAAGGACAGAACAUAAAUUCUGAUCUGUUCUACUGCCAACAACUGUGCAGUGACUGAUGAUGCAGAGCAGUGAAGAGAUCCUCUUAUAAAUCUACAUACACCUGUUUUACCUCAGACAUCAGGACUUAAUUCCUGUGCACAAAGCCAGAUCAGCAGUGAGAAGGGCAAAGAGACUGAGCCACAUUCAGCAGCAUGUAUUGUACGUUUCAUAUUCCUGCAAGACAGAAAUGUUUUGAGAACGAGGCGGAUGUGAUAUAGUAGUACUAUGGAGCGGGCAAUCAUGUUUAUUCUACACUGUGUGCUGUGACUUUGGUCCACAAAACUUCCCCCUUGAGAAAAGCAAAUACAAACAGUGUUUACAUUGUUUUGUUAGUCAGAAGAAGAAAAAAACAGAUAAAUGGUUGCACUGGAGAAUAAGUGUGAUGUAUUGUGCCUGAAAGAAUGAACACUGGGGGAAAAGCAGUUUGUUUGAGGUAGUUGUCAUAUGAUGGAACUUGGGUGACAAUUUGGAGUCCCGAAACAUUUACUUCCUGUGUAUGAAAAUAAAAUCAACGUUUGAGCUAGAUUGUUUUUUAACAUGUGGAUAGUUGUAAAUUAAGCUUUAUCAUGAUUGUCUAUCGAGAUUUGGUAUUUUUUGUACUUCCGUAAUAUAAUCUGAAAUCUUUAAAAUCUCAGUUAUAAUCAGAAUUGUUCAGCCUUAAUCAUUUUAUACUAUGCUGUAUUAUCUUUAGUACUGUAUUAUAUGCAAAUGUGAUUAUAUAGAUGUAUAUAAGCUAAAUAGAUUACGUAAUUGCUGUAUCCUUAUUUUUUUGUGUCCACACUACAUCCAGUAAUGUCACAAGGACACAACAUGCUCAUGCAAUCGUGUUUGGUGCUAUCUGAAGUUUUAUGUUAUAUUUGAAUUACAUAUAUAUAUAUAU
Sander lucioperca (pikeperch) is the source of this 3208-nucleotide messenger RNA. Its product is annotated as ATP-binding cassette sub-family G member 4-like. Gene Ontology annotation, molecular function: ATP hydrolysis activity; ATP binding; ABC-type transporter activity. Gene Ontology annotation, cellular component: plasma membrane. The coding region runs from base 209 to 2155 and encodes 648 amino acids. Lineage: Eukaryota; Metazoa; Chordata; Actinopteri; Perciformes; Percidae. The transcript is spliced from 15 exons. The record is from RefSeq and is a predicted model, not a curated record.